GAGCUAUAAAAUCCCAGUGCCUCCCGGGAUUGAUUACCAAACAGUUUUUGCAAUUAGCAAAGUCAGUUCUAAGCACAACAUAAAUUUUAAAAUUCAAGACAAAACCAGCAUAAUGGGUUGCAAGGCUUGUGGAACCAACUGCCAGUGCUCGACCACCAAGUGCGGAGACAACUGCGCCUGCAGCCAACAGUGCGAGUGCGCCUGCAAGAACGGGCCCAAGGACAAGUGCUGUGCCAACAAGAAGAACUAGUUUCCAGGACCCCCUAACCACUGAACUCCUCUGGCAUAUUGUGAUUUGUUGUGACCUACACGAGCAUGAAAUAAAAAUCAAGUUUAAUUUUUAAAAUCAAAUCUUUAUUGGCCAUUUUGACAAGAAUAGUUCUUUAGUUACUUCCCACUUAACGUUUCGAAACUGCACACCCAAUUAUCGUUUGAAAUUACAUUUAAAACACUUACACAAUGUAGACAAUUAGGUCGAGUACACAGUGUGGACAGGACAUUACGAUUCCCAAAUAUCAACAUGGUUUUUGGCGAGCCUGUCUGCUCGUCGUUGUGUAUCGAAGUGUGUGUGUUCUGAGGGUAGUGGGUGGGUGUCAGUGUCGGUGUCUGAUUGUGUGUUUGGGGAAUGCGUUUGUGCGCGAGUUUUCACAAUUAUAUAUUAAAAACUUGACGUACACCAAUUGACAUUUCGGAUAUAGGUUCUCAAAUAGUGAACAAGGUCACUCGCUACAAACUCCACUCUGGGCGUUAAGUGUUUUUGAAAUGUUUACUAAGUUACUCAUUUAUUUUGAGGGUGGUCUUAAGUCUUAUAAAGGUUCACGUGCAAAGCUUAGUGUACUCGUGUGUUAUUGUAGUUGUUACAUAGAUGAUUAUGCUUACAUUGUCGCAUAUAUAUAAACUUUGUGUUGGUUCCCCUCGUGUCUCUGGUAAACUGACUAAAGGCAAUAGGCUAUUGCAUUUGAAAUGCAUUGCAAUCUGUGCCCUGACUCAAACAAACUAAAAAUAUACAUGGAUUGGUUAAAUUUUACGCACUUUCAGCAUUGGAAGCCAAUUAAAGGAGGGUGUUUUGACAUAAAGCAAAUUCACAAUGGUUCUUACAUGAUACAUAACUAAAAUUAACGCAAUUCUUAUCUCGCAGGGCUGCUCGUCGUUCGAUUUCCUCUUCGUCGCUCUAAAUCGCUCUAAACAUAGGUCUUAGCACGCAAAAUAUGGUAAAUUUUACACUUAGUUGUUAAACGUAAUCGAUUCAAAUUAAACUCAUAAAUUUAGAUUCAACAAAUAGUUACUAACUAACUAAAGCGAUGCUCCGCCAGCCAGUUAUCCUCGCCAUCGGUCGCAGGUCGCAUCGUUUAAAAGUAAUGCUUUGUCACAGAAAAACGCAAUGGUACAAAAAAAUCAAAGUAUAUGUCUACAUAUAUAAAGAGUUAUACAUAAAAAUACAAAACGAAUAACACAUGCUCGGGACACAUUCCAUAGGUUUAUACAAGGCAGGCAUUCCAUAAGGAACUGGCUGCAUACGUCAGACACAAUCAUAAUCACGAUAUAAGAAAUGUUCUGGUUGUGUGGCAAAGGUGUUUGUGUUCAGGUGUCGCAAUUUGCAUGCAUUGCUCUGGUAGUUCAAAUUCAUGUUGUUGUGGUGGAUGUUGUUCUGGAGGUUGUUUGGCGAUUCACAAAAGCU
This is a messenger RNA of Drosophila ananassae, 1678 nucleotides long. RefSeq names its product metallothionein-4. Gene Ontology annotation, molecular function: metal ion binding. NCBI's taxonomy places the organism in Eukaryota, Metazoa, Arthropoda, Insecta, Diptera, Drosophilidae. Bases 113 to 250 code for a protein of 45 amino acids. The record is from RefSeq and is a predicted model, not a curated record. The transcript has 2 exons.